Messenger RNA from Leishmania mexicana MHOM/GT/2001/U1103, 2043 nucleotides. RefSeq lists its product as hypothetical. The record is from RefSeq and is a predicted model, not a curated record. The transcript has a single exon. NCBI's taxonomy places the organism in Eukaryota, Euglenozoa, Kinetoplastea, Trypanosomatida, Trypanosomatidae. The coding region runs from base 1 to 2043 and encodes 680 amino acids.
AUGUGGGAAUCUGUGGUGGGUGCCUUCUAUGACGAGUUUUUGUUAUACACGCAGCACCGUUCGAGUGAAGUGCGCCUCACACACGCGGCGGAGGCCGCAAUGCUGCGCUGCCUCGAUGAAGACCGAGCCAGCGAGGCGCUCGAAGUGUACGAAGCUGUGUGCCGAUGUGGGCUUGUCGGGAUGUCACGAACGCUCGGCCGGAGCAGCUGCCGUACGUCACCAACCACGACUGCGCCACACACGUGCACGUCCGAGGCCUCUGUCUCCUUAGAUCAGCUGGCUCAGCGUGCAUUGACGCACGUGCCGCACCGCCAGUGCCAGCAUUCAAUGCUGGCACUUCUCAUGGCGGCAGAGCCCGACGCGCCUUCGCCUACUACGGACUACGGCGAUGACCGCAGGGCUGCAGGCUCGCCUCAAGGCAGUCGCGACUUGAAUGCGUCAUCAUGCAAUGUGUACGCGACAUCAGCGGCAACGGACGGCGAGAGAGGAGUGUCUGUAGAGGCCGCGCUUCUGUCACAAGGUGGGGCUCCCUCCGCCGCGGAGCAGGCGCGAAUUCGCGUUCAGCAGCGCCUACACGCCCUCCACACAACGCAGCAGCUUCGCCAACCGCUUGGGAAGGAGUGCUGCUUGGUGGAGAUGCUGCAGCUCUGUGCACCUUCCGGCGUCGGGUCACGCACUUUCACGACCGUUAGGAAGGUGACAGAUCAGGUCGAAGUCGGCCCUCUGCGCACUCUUUCACACGUGGUCUUGCAUCACCCCUUCACCCACAUGCAGCCCUCCGCGCCGUGGGCACAGCAGGAGGUAUAUUGGGAAGAGAUCAGCUCACGUGUGUGUGCGCAGUCUUUGACCCCCGCCGAUGCUGCCCGCCUCACCAAGAUCGAGGACGCCGUUAGCCCAUACCGACUCUUCUGCAAGAACUCGCUGAUGUUCCUCGCGCGGAUGGUGCCGAACUGGGAUGCGGUGCUGGUGCGCCGCGUCGCCGAGACGCUGGUGUUACCUGCCACCGCGGAUAGCGUUUUCCCAGAGUCGUACCGGCGACUGCGCUCCACCGCAGCGCAAAACAGGCGUCCCUCGGCGAGGGUGGCGCCGUCGAGGCCAGGAGUGGCUUGCGACCAACUUGCCGCUCCUGGGUGCUGCACUUCGUGGACAGACUCAGCCACGCACAAGUUGUUUGGAGAGGAGAGCUGCGACGGCCACGUGUCCCCACUGUUGCGAGUCGAGUAUCUUGUUAAGCGACGCGUACAUCACGAUGUCGUCGUUCCCGACACGGCAUACGUGCUGCAGCGUUUUCAGCAGCUCAAGCAACUGGCGCGCCACCGCGAAGUCAUCGUGACGCACGGUGUCUUUCUCGAUCUUGUGGCUGCCGCCUCGCUUUCCACCCACCCCACUCGCUUCCACGCGCGACGCGUGCUGCGGGACAUCAUGUGUGCCACCACCACGGCCAUCACCGGCAAGACGAGCGCCGAGGCUGGAGGCCAUCUGGACGUGCAGGGCCUGACGUCAGCGUCCCGUCGACGCCACCAGCAGCAGCAGAGCGGGUUCACCCUACUGGGGCUCCAAGAUGAGUUGGCGCUGCUCGAGCGGUGCCCAGAGCGCUUUUCCUUGUCGGAGUUCUCAUCCGCUUCCUCGCGCUCGGACUGGGCCCUCAUGGGUCAGUGGGCCUCGCUCGACUCAGCCACGCGCGUCGGCAACAUCGAAUACGGGGGCUGCUCCUCCGUCGUGCUCGUUGCGAAGCAGCUAGAGCGCAUGAUUGCAGCGCACGACCGCGGUGAAGACUUCUUGGCAAACAGCACGACGACUGUCUCCACCAGCACAGGCGUCGAGAUAGAUAGUCUUGUGCAGCACAUCUUGCAAGGCAACAGCAACGCCACUAGCCCAAAGAUGCCUUUGUCGAAGCAGUCGACCGGACCGCUCUUCAAGAACCGCUCCCGUGGUUUGUGGGCUCGCAUGCCAAUCGUGGUAGCCACGACACACGAAAGCACAAGGGCGGCGGCGUUCAUGGUAGGCCUCAAUAUGCACCCACCGGCCGGUGUGGCACCGUGA